Messenger RNA from Aspergillus udagawae, 759 nucleotides. RefSeq names its product pre-mRNA-splicing factor ISY1. The coding region runs from base 1 to 759 and encodes 252 amino acids. The transcript is spliced from 2 exons. Gene Ontology annotation, biological process: mRNA 3'-splice site recognition; generation of catalytic spliceosome for second transesterification step. NCBI's taxonomy places the organism in Eukaryota, Fungi, Ascomycota, Eurotiomycetes, Eurotiales, Aspergillaceae. The record is from RefSeq and is a predicted model, not a curated record. Gene Ontology annotation, cellular component: post-mRNA release spliceosomal complex; Prp19 complex; post-spliceosomal complex.
AUGGCACGUAACAGUGAGAAAGCACAGUCGAUGCUCUUCCGCUUCCGGGCGCAACAAGCCGCGGAUCUCGGAAUCAUCGACAUUGGACGGACGCGUCGGCCCAAAGCCAUCACCUCCGUGGACUCUAUCCCCAGCUGCGAGAAAUGGCGAGGCCAAGUCCUCAAAGAAAUCUCGCGCAAGGUGUCCCGCAUCCAAGAGUCCAGUCUAUCCGACUACCAGAUCCGUGACCUGAACGAUGAAAUCAACAAGCUGAUGCGCGAGAAAUGGGCGUGGGAAAUGCAGAUUCGGAACCUGGGUGGGCCGAACUAUAUGCGUGGUUCGGGACGUGUGUAUGAUGACGAGGGGCGGGAGAUCCCCGGUGGUGGGAAGGGGUAUCGGUACUUUGGGCGCGCGAGGGAGUUACCUGGUGUCAAAGAGAUGUUUGAGGCUGCAGCGCGACGGGGGAGAAGGCCGCCCGAGGAAGAGGAGGAGGAAGGAAAAGGGCGGGGUGGGGAUAUUGCUACGAAGAAGGUUGAUGCGAAUUACUUCGGGUAUGGGCUGGAUGAAGAGGAUGGAUCGUUGCUUGCGUAUGAGAGGCAGAAGGAGAAGGAGGCUGUUGAGCAUCUACGAGGGAAGAAGGACGGUGAUGUGGAGGAUGGGUGGGAGCCGCUUCCCGGCGACGCUGGCGAUGGGGUUGAAUGGAGGUUGCCAACGUUGGAAGAAGUGCAAGAGGAGCUUGUGGACCGGAGGCGACGACGCCUGCUGGACAAAAUUUCUUAG